AUGAUGCAGCUAAGUGUGGAAGGAGCGAAGGCCUCUGUUAGGAAGCUACUCAUGAGCGUGCCGUAUUCGAUUGUACCAUACGCAGUCCCAAUCUGGGGGAAGGCAAUUGAAAUAAAAAGAAACGCGGACAGAUUAAGGAGACUACAGAGAAGGAUGGUCUUAAGGGUCUCUGUCGGAUAUCGGACUACAUCCACUGACGUGCUGCUAGUGGUAGCGGAGAGGCCCCCGAUGCAACUGAUAGUAGAAGAGAGGGUAAGAAGAGUUAAGAAGGAGAACAGAUCGGUAGAGGAAGAGGUGGCAGAGUCUAUGGAGUCAAAGCAACAAAGGGAAAUAGAUGAGGAAACUGAUACCAGAUGUGAUACCAUGGUACUAUAG
This is a messenger RNA of Zophobas morio, 375 nucleotides long. RefSeq lists its product as uncharacterized. NCBI's taxonomy places the organism in Eukaryota, Metazoa, Arthropoda, Insecta, Coleoptera, Tenebrionidae. The record is from RefSeq and is a predicted model, not a curated record. The transcript has a single exon. The coding region runs from base 1 to 375 and encodes 124 amino acids.